Molecule: messenger RNA, 4683 nt
Organism: Cygnus olor (mute swan)
Lineage: Eukaryota; Metazoa; Chordata; Aves; Anseriformes; Anatidae
Gene: SLCO2B1
Product: solute carrier organic anion transporter family member 2B1
Exons: 15
Coding region: 222-2213 (663 amino acids)
Biological process (GO): transmembrane transport; bile acid and bile salt transport; sodium-independent organic anion transport
Cellular component (GO): membrane
Molecular function (GO): bile acid transmembrane transporter activity; zinc ion binding; protein binding
Source: RefSeq, a predicted model, not a curated record
CCAAGCCCCACCUCCACACACCCAUCCCCACCUCCGGGCUGGGAAGUAAAAGCACCGAAUGGCCAGGGCAGCUGCUGCCAGAGGAAAACUUUUGCUCCCAGCCCAGAAGAACGGGACGGGGACGGGGACGGGGCGAAUCCUACAACUGUGAGUACGGCAGCAGUGGCCGGGCUCUCGCGUCUGCCCCGUGCUUCGCAGGCCGAUAAAGCAGACCUGACAGAAUGACGAGUACCGCUACAAAGAGCAGCUACCCGGAUCGGUCCAGGAAAACACUCUGCAGGAACCCAUUUCUCAGUAUCAAGUUCUUUGUUUUCUGCCAUGGGCUCCUGCAGCUCUCCCAGCUCCUGGUCUCCGGCUACCUGAAGAGCUCCAUCUCCACCAUCGAGAGACGAUACGGCCUCUCCAGCCAGACAUCAGGGCUGCUCGCUUCCUUCAACGAGGUUGGGAACACGCUGCUGAUCGUCUUCAUCAGUUACUUCGGGAGCCGAGUGCACAGGCCUCGCUUCAUCGGCUGCGGCGCCAUCCUGGUCUCCUUGGCCGGGUUCCUCAUGUCGCUCCCUCACUUCAUCACAGGGCCCUACGAGUACGACCAGUCCGUUGCCAGCAUGUUCAGCAACAUCACCGACCUGUGCCAGCCUGAGGGGCCGGAGUCCCAGGGGAACCUCAGCGACAUUGGCUGUGCCCCCCACACCGCCAGGGAGAACCACGAGGUUCUCCUCGUCAUGUUCGUCGCCCAGGCACUGCUGGGCAUCGGCGGCGUCCCCAUCCAGCCCUUUGGGAUCUCCUACAUCGAUGACUUCGCCAGCGAGCAGAACUCCCCCCUCUAUUUGGGCAUCUUGUUCUCCGUGACUGUCAUCGGGCCGGGGGUGGCCUUCAUGCUGGGCUCUGCCAUGCUGCGUUUUUACGUCGACAUCGACAAAGUUACUGAAGAUGAGGUCCAGCUCACGAACAGGGACCCGCGGUGGGUCGGCGCCUGGUGGCUUGGCUUCCUGGUGGCAGCCAGUCUUGUGGCCGUGUCUGCAGUGCCCUACUUCUUCUUCCCACGGGAAAUGCCAAAAGAGGUGAUGAGUGGGAAGGAGAGUGGCAGCAAGAAGAGCGAGGAUCUGCUCAGCCAGCUCAGGUCAAGGUCUGAACAAGUGCAAAACCUCUCUCUAACCAAGUUCAUCAAACACUUUCCUAUGGUCCUGCUGAGGAACCUCCGCCACCCUGUCUUCCUGCUGGUGGUGCUGGCUCAGGUCAACCUCUCAGCCAUGGUCGCUGGUUUAGCAACAUUCAUGGGGAAGUUCCUGGAGAGACAGUUCUCCCUCACGGCGUCCUUUGCCAACAUGAUCAUUGGUGCCGUGAACAUCCCUGGGGCGAUGGUGGGCAUCGUGGUGGGUGGUGCCAUCCUGAAGAGGUUCCAGGUGUCCCUGAGGCAGUGCAGCGCCAUGUGCGUCCUGGGCAUGCUGCUCUGCCUGCUCGUGGCCUUCCCCCUUCUCUUCCUCGGCUGCCCCACGCAGAAGGUCGCCGGUGUCACCUACAGCGAGAGCUCUGAAAUUGGACUCCACACCUUGGAGUGCAGCCACCAUUGUAAAUGCCCCGAGAAAGCCUACAACCCCAUCUGCGGCUCUGACGCUAUCGAGUACAUCUCGCCCUGCCACGCUGGCUGCGAGGUCGUGAAUAUCGACGACAAUUCAGUCCUGAACUACACCCACUGCAGCUGCAUCUCCAGAAACGGGCCGGGGGGCUUCGCCAAGCCCGGGACCUGCGGCACCGGCUGCUCCCAUCUGCUCCUGCCCUUCGUGGUGCUCUCCUGCGUGGCGGGGAUCCUCGCCAGCACGUCCCACACACCGUCCUUCAUGCUCAUCCUCAGGAGCAUCCAGCCUGAAGACAAAUCGUUUGCAGUUGGGAUACAGUUCAUGCUGCUGAGAAUUUUAGCGUGGAUGCCGGGACCCGUUCUGUACGGCAGCGCCAUCGACACCACCUGCAUCCUCUGGGAGAAGAAGUGUGACAGGAACGCAGCCUGCAGAUACUACGACAACAACCUCUUCAGGCACAGGUAUCUUGGUCUCCAGUUUUUCUUUGAGGUGGGCGCUUUCCUGUGCUUCGUGACUGUGUAUAUGAUCCUCAGGAGGCAGGAGAUGGAAGCCAGGAAUGUACCAGAGACAAAGACAGACCCGGAGAAGAAGAAACUGGCAGAAAGCACCACAAAGAGCCCAGAAUCCAAAGUCUGAUGCCAAAAAUGUGAAUUGUGAUCCAUGCCCAGGGAGGUGAAGCCGUGUGAAUCACCCCGCACUCGAACUGUGAAGGGCGGAUGCUUGGAGCGAUGGACAAUGGGGCUGCUUCCCACCUUCCUCUGUAGCGCCUCGGGAGCCCGUCCACGCGCUGUCCUGCAUCCGUCUCCACGUGAGUGGUGCAGGUGGCACCUUCACGUGGGGUAGUCCACGCACAUUAACCUUUGGACACUGCAGUCUUCUGGAUUUAUGUCCUCCAAAGUGUUUGUUCCUGCUGACAGUCUCAAUGACGCCAGCACUGACCAUAAGCCUAAGACCUGAGAGUUGUUGGCUUUUUUUUUUUGUUUUUAAAUAAAUGGUUUUUACAAAAAGUGUUUUGUAGUGAGCCCUUGAAUGAUGGUCUGUCCUUGCUCCCCCAAAUGGUAAUUAUUCUUGUUCCUUCUGCUCUUGUAAGCUGUUCUCUAUCCUUGAAGGCUUCACCCAGCUCCAGAUGAUGCUGAUGGGGGUUUUGCCUAGGCUAUGUACCAUUGCAAGGACCAGCAGCCAUGCCUCACCAGGCUGCUGUGUGGGAGAUGCUUUGCUGGCAGGAGUAGAUGUGUAAUAAGGGGCAGGGAUGAGGGUGCUGGGGAUGGGUGGGCACUAGCAGGAACCUCAGAUCCAGCCCAGGAGAGAAAAUCAACAGCUGCAGGCUUAUAGCACCUUGGCAGCAUAGCCGCAUUUUGCAGUAAUAAUAAUAACUCUUAUUUUUGCAUUAUCUAUGCUUGCCACAGUACCUUAUUGAAGUACAUAAGCAUUAAGGUUCCUUCCCAUCUUCUGGUUUGGGAAAGGCAGAACUUUGCCCAGGGGUGCAGGACCAGAAGGGGAGUCCAGCCCUUUUGCAGACUGGGCAGAGCUUGUGGUUAAUGCGUUUGCCCACAGAGCAGACAGCCUGGCUGUGCUCCUUGAAGGGGUUACUGUCAGAGGCAGCGCUAAUUACAGGGCAAAGGUCAAGCCUGGUAUUAUUUUGGUGCAGCUUCCCCUAUUUUCUGCAUUCUUUCCAUCUCAGGGCUCCUUUCCGCCCGAGAGCAGAUUGUGUUGGUGGCCUGAUCCCAUCAGCUGAUCCCAUCACAGACCAUUGGUACCUUGUAAUUUUUGGCUCCAGAUUGGAAUUCAGUAGCAAAACCAAAACUUCUAAGUUCAGCCCAAAUAUGCAGAGGGAAAAAGAAAUAAACUGUGGAGAAAAUCCAUUAACUCCUCACAGCCUGGCAGCUGGUCCUACGCUAAGGUUUGGGGUGUGCUGGGGGCAGGGGGCCUGACCAUGGCAGGAGGGGACUGGGUGGGCUUUAAGGUCCCUUCCAACCCAAACCCUUCUGUAAUUCUAUCAGAGAUUGUUGCUCUUUCCCUUCCCAUGGCUCUGCUCCAGGCUCUCAGCUUAGCCCCCGCUUUUCUGCCUGGCUUUGGGCUCUGGUGAGGUUUUAUUCACCUUUCCCACUGCCCACGUGAACUGCUGCAUGACCAUGUGAUUCUGACCGCGAGCAUCAAAAAGCAAAAUCUGGGGGAGUCUGCACUAUUCUCAGUUUUCAGGUCAUGACUAGGUAAAACAAGCUUCCAAACCAAAGUUGUCAGCAGGUGUGGAAUAGGAAUGAGUUUUUUUGGACAGGAGGAGGGAAGAGGCAGACCACGAUGUUCAGAGUGGUUUCUCUGGCUCCUGGCAGCCCGCGAGUUUGUGGCACCCUCCCUGUACCCAGCGGAGGAGAAGGGUCUUUCCUGACUAAGUGCAAGUCCUCGGCUUGCAGGCGGUUUCCUGCCUUGUUCAGCCCAACCUCAAGCUGCUCCAGGGUACUUUCCAAACCAGAGCAAGCUAACAACACCACCGUUUGUUUCAUACAGCGUGAAAAGCUGAGGGCUGCAUUGUGCUGAGCCAGGAGUACCCCUGGGUUGGGGGAGGGAGAACCAUUUGGGCAGGGGCUGGAGCCCAAAAGGCUGCACCUCCCACCCACCUGUGGACCAUGCUCGGGAGCACCAAAGGCCACCGCACAGGUCCAGGAGUCCUGGUCCACCAGCACGGUCCUUCUGCAACAUCUCUGCCAUCAUUUUUGCUCGUUUCUUCAGCUGCAUCCCACGCUGCAAGGAUCAGUCCAACCCUCGGCCCCAGCGGUGGCCGGGCUUCCUGGGCUCCUGGGGCAGGCAGAAGGCACUCACACGAUGGCCAGGCCAUCAUAUCGAUAUUUUCACACCCUACAGAGAUUUUUCUCAAGCAAUGCACAGUCCAGUACAGAGAAAUUCUGACUUUCUUCAUAACCCCUCCAUCAGAGGAGAGCUCUCUGUGGGUGAGCAGCCAAGGCACUUGCAAACAGCAGCUCUCAGCUUUGUGAUCAGCUGUAGGCCUAUUAUUAGUUUUAUUUUUAUUUUAUUUUUUUUCUUCUGCUGCAGUUUCCAUUAAUUUGGGCUGGAGGCUCUAUAAAGAGAAAUAAAAACACCUCUCCCCUUC